Messenger RNA from Mytilus trossulus (common blue mussel), 1605 nucleotides. RefSeq lists its product as uncharacterized. The coding region runs from base 310 to 1605 and encodes 431 amino acids. The record is from RefSeq and is a predicted model, not a curated record. Lineage: Eukaryota; Metazoa; Mollusca; Bivalvia; Mytilida; Mytilidae. The transcript is spliced from 7 exons.
AUUAUCGAUAUAUACAUGGACUUUAAUAUGAUCUCUUGUAGAUACAUAUUGUCAUUGGCAAAUUAUUUUUUAAUCAGUGAUAUCAGUUUCAUUAAGUGACAAUAAUAACCUGUAAUAUUGAAAUAAAAUUUAACGGAAAAGUACUUUAGAUUUUGGGAUAUUCAAAUAAUUUCUACAGUCAACGUGGAUUACCAGCUGAUGUAAAUUAAUAGCAAUAUCUAUUUUUAUUUAGACUAUUUGUCAAUCGUGUGUAUGAAAAGAAAAUUAUAAUCAUUCUGUCAUUUUUCUCAGUUGAACAAAACAACACUUAUGUUGGAAUAUAGCUUGAAAAAAGGAAUGGUGGCAAUAACCCUUCUGAGUGUUAUAACAGUGUAUCUUCAUCUUACAGACGCAUUAGAUUAUACACGACAUCUGUGUCGCUACCAUUACCAUUAUACAGCUGUGUCAUGGGCAUCAGCUAGAGAAAUAUGUGAAAGGACCAACAGAACUUUACUUAUCAUCGAUAGUUCAUUCGAGAUGAUGAACAUAUCGGAUACCAUAAUGCCGCAUGUUGAAUCAGUUAAACCACACGGUUAUACAAUCAGAGAAGUAUUGUGGAUUGGGCUUCAUCAAGAAAUAAAUCCACUUCGUUUACUAUGGGAUACAUGUGAUGAGUAUACUAUUACUAAUCAAUGGUCGACGUCACCUGGAAACUCAGAAGGUUGUGUGAUAUUUAACCAUACAGACACAAUGUUCUCUAUACAGGCGUGUUCUAACACAGAAUCAUUCAUAUGUGAAGAUACGUCAAAUGAAUCUGGUGAUUGUUUUGACGAGAUCUCGAUUGAAUUAACAGAUAGAACCUUUGAAAUAGGGUCUGACGGUGCUACAGAUACUACCGAUUCGUUAGAAGAAUGUGCAAAAUUGUGUUUUGAUGAUGGCACGUGUGCAGCAUUUCAACAAAAUUUGGUAAAUUCAAAGAUUGAAUGUUACAGGCACUUAUAUGAUAAAACUAAAGAACUACAUCGCUCGAGAAAACCUGAGGAUAUUUUCAUAAAAAAUAUAUUCACAUUAUAUGACAACACUUCGGCCAUCACCCCGGAAAUAUCAAACUAUUAUUGCCCGAUUUAUUCGUCGUCUGUUAGUCCAACGUCAUCGUCAUCAUACAGCAGCGGUAUAACAACGUCACCUUUAAGUGAAACUACACAUAUUGCAGUCUACAGUUCGGAUCCGUCAAUGAUAUCAACUGAAUUACUCAGCAGCCAAACUGCCACGUCCAGCUCUGGAGUAAUAACGUCAUCCAAUGUAGUGAGUGGGACAUCUUCGUCUACAUGUUACUGUCCAUGUUCUGCUACAGUUGCAAGUAGUUCUAUAACAACAGAAGAAUUACAAGCAAAAAUAGAUAAAAUACAGACAGAACUAACAGUUGACAAAAAAGAGACGUCAUCGUAUAAAAGAAGAUUAACGAGCGCCCCCGAUAACCGUGUUUCUGCUCAAAGCAUUGGAUAUGUUGGCGUAGUGAUAUUGACGAUUGUGAUAGGACUACUUAUUGUAAUUGACAUUCCUACGCUUGUAAAGGACACAAGAAACUUUUUUAAAAGGUGUUGUUCCUUGUGCAAAGGCAAAUGA